UGAAUAUGAUACCCAUCUCAAUCUCAAUCUCAAUCUCAAUCUCAAAAAUUAUAUAUAAAUUCAUAUAUUUACACCUAUAUAUAUAUAUACAUACUCUCUCAAAAAAUGAUCAUACCACACAUAUGUACAUAUAAAUGGGAAGAAAAAACAUUGAAGUGGAAGGUGCAACAUCUUCAUCAACUGAAUGUUGUAUGUGUGGGGAUCAUGGCGUCUCUUCAGAGCUCUUCUUAUGUGGCGCCUGCGGAUUCCGAUCACAACACAAAUAUUGCAGCAAUUUGUACCCCGGAGCUCAAUCGUACGACAUUUGCAACUGGUGCAUCAACCGAAAAGGGGAAGAGACGACAAAAUCGUUGCAAAAUUCGUCCCACAAAACGGGUCAUCGCGAUGUGAUGAAGAUCAAAAAGGGUAAGAUCGACAUUAACCAUAAAGAGAGAAGAACAAUUGAGAAGGGAAGCAAGGGGCAGAAUAAACCAGCGGUGGCUGCGCCGCCGCCAUUGGCCGGAAGGAAGAGGGUGACGAGCGAUCGCGGCGGGGUUUCGGGUGAGAGGAGGAUUGUUAAACCAGUUUUUAGAAAUAAGGUGAGAAGGUAUAAGCUGUUAGAUGAAGUCUCCAGCUAAUGAAUGAAUCAACACAUUAUUCUGAAAUUUUGAAAGUAAAAUUAUCAAAUAAAUCACGAAAAAUUGGUCAAAUUCUACUGAGCUCCAUGUUUUUUAAAAUCUGCAAAUUAAAUCACAAAAAAUGAUAUUUUGUAAUUAUUUCAUCUACCUUCUUUUUGACGAAAUAUGCGAAACAUGUAUUAAUAUAGAAGUGAGGCAAUAUAGUCAUAACAUUUCCACAUAUUUAAAAUCGGUUGCCACGUCAUCUCAUUCUCAUAUAUUAUUAGUCGGAUGAGGUAAUUGCGAAUUUUUUUCAAUAAUUUAAUUUUUAGAUUUUGAAAAAUGUGAGAGCGAUGAAGAUAUUACCAUCUAUUGUGAUUUAUUCCACAAUUUGACCACAUUUAAAUUUGGACAUAUAUUUCCUCGAAAUUAUUUGAUGGAAAUGCGUGGCACUGCAGCUUUUAUUAAUCAAAUACUUUGUGUGGGAAAGAAAAUUGUAAACUUUGGUUAUGGGGUCGACUUCAAUAAUGACCUCACGUUUUGAAUAUUUCUUUUGGAUGUAUAUUUUUGUGACUAUGGUGAUACUUGUAAAUAAAAAAAGUCUCAACAACUAUAUAUAUGAUGGCUUCCUACCAUCUUUAUACAAAGGGAGGUUGCUUUGUUUU
Messenger RNA from Salvia splendens (bonfire salvia), 1261 nucleotides. RefSeq lists its product as uncharacterized. Bases 135 to 617 code for a protein of 160 amino acids. Lineage: Eukaryota; Viridiplantae; Streptophyta; Magnoliopsida; Lamiales; Lamiaceae. The transcript is spliced from 2 exons. The record is from RefSeq and is a predicted model, not a curated record.